CCGAGGCACUGUGAUGCGAGAGCGGCGGCGCGAGGUGAGUCCGAAAGAAAUGACUGGACUCCAACACACGGCGCGAGCUGACAGGCGGAUGAAAUAUCAGAAAAAGUCAUAUUAGAAAGCGCGCGUUUGGAUGAUGGUGUUCGCCGCUGUGCGCCUGUGACAUGUCCGUUACGCACACCUCCGGAGCCUCUCCUCUGGGUCUUGGAUGGUGACGGCGCCCGGGGACCGAGCAGGACUACACCGCGUCUCCUCGCUGCCUUUUGGCCUUUGUUUGGCUUCUUCUUCUUUUUUUGGACGGAGGCUUCCUUAAACUUUUGGCCUGACUGCACACCUCUCCACCGCCCACCUCUCUCCCUAGAAAACACUCCUGUACGCCCCCCCCCCUCCAACCCCUCGCCAAGACGUUGUUCCGCGUAGACCCGGGUCGCCCCAGUCCGAGCAGCGCGGUCCGUGUGGGAAGGUCGGCACUCUGCGCCCUGCAGGCCGGAGACAUGAUGGUCCACUGCGCCGGGUGCGAACGGCCCAUCCUGGACCGGUUCCUCCUCAACGUGCUGGACCGAGCGUGGCACGCCAAGUGCGUCCAGUGCUGCGAGUGCAACUGCAACCUCACCGAGAAGUGCUUCUCCAGGGACGGGAAGCUCUAUUGCAAAAUGGACUUUUUCAGUCGGUUUGGCACAAAGUGCGCGGGGUGCCUGCAGGGAAUCUCGCCGAACGACUUGGUGCGCAAAGCCCGCAGUAAGGUGUUCCACCUGAACUGCUUCACCUGCAUGGUGUGCAACAAGCAGCUGUCCACGGGAGAGGAGCUCUACGUCAUAGACGAAAACAAGUUCGUGUGCAAAGAAGAUUACUCGACCUCCGGGGUCAUCAAGGAGGUCAACUUGAACUCAGUGUCGUCGUGUACAGAUAGGAGUUUAUCGCCGGAUCUGCAGGACCCAAUACAGGACGACAUAAAAGAGACGGACAAUUCCACGUCCUCGGACAAGGAAACGAACAAUAUUGAGAACGAGGAGCAGAACUCGGGGACCAAGCGGCGCGGGCCGCGGACCACCAUCAAGGCCAAGCAGCUGGAGACGUUAAAGGCCGCCUUCGUGGCCACGCCGAAACCCACGCGGCACAUCCGGGAACAGCUGGCCCAGGAAACGGGACUAAACAUGCGCGUCAUCCAGGUCUGGUUCCAGAACCGGAGAUCCAAAGAGCGACGGAUGAAGCAGCUCAGCGCCCUGGGGGCCCGGCGGCACGCCUUCUUCCGGGGCCCGAGGAGGAUGAGGCCCCUGGGAGGCCGGCUGGAGGACCCCGACAUUCUGGGGCCCGGAGCCUACGGCUACUACGGAGAAUACCAAGGCGACUACUACGGACCGGGGAGCAACUACGACUUCUUCCCCCACGGCCCCCCCUCCUCGCAGGCUCAGUCUCCGGCCGAGUCCCCCUACAUCCUGGGCUCCGGACCCGGGGCGAUGGAGGGGUCGGGCCGCCACCCGUCAGACGACCAAAGGUUCACGGACAUGAUCUCCCACGCGGAGACCCCGAGCCCGGAGCCGGGCUUGCCGGGCUCCCUGCAGCCCGUCCCCGGGGAGGUCUACGGGGGGGGGCCCAGUCCUCCCUUCUCCCUGGCGAGCAACUCAAGCUACAGCGCUCCGAUGUCCCACCAGGGCCCGGAGAUGGGGGAGACCACGGCCUGGUGAGGGGGGGGGGGCGGGGCGCACCACCAGGGACCAGUUCAUUCAGGAGACAGACACGCGCACGCACUCACGCGCACACACACACGCGGUGGAGUGAACAUGUCAGAUCACAUUUCUAUGGAGGACUUUA
This is a messenger RNA of Pungitius pungitius (ninespine stickleback), 1809 nucleotides long. It is a transcript of the gene lhx5, whose product is annotated as LIM homeobox 5. Gene Ontology annotation, cellular component: nucleus. Gene Ontology annotation, biological process: regulation of transcription by RNA polymerase II; neuron differentiation. Gene Ontology annotation, molecular function: DNA-binding transcription factor activity, RNA polymerase II-specific; RNA polymerase II transcription regulatory region sequence-specific DNA binding; zinc ion binding. The record is from RefSeq and is a predicted model, not a curated record. The coding region runs from base 492 to 1682 and encodes 396 amino acids. Lineage: Eukaryota; Metazoa; Chordata; Actinopteri; Perciformes; Gasterosteidae. The transcript has 5 exons.